Molecule: messenger RNA, 6681 nt
Organism: Etheostoma spectabile (orangethroat darter)
Lineage: Eukaryota; Metazoa; Chordata; Actinopteri; Perciformes; Percidae
Gene: atrnl1a
Product: attractin-like 1a
Cellular component (GO): Golgi apparatus
Molecular function (GO): protein binding
Source: RefSeq, a predicted model, not a curated record
GAGCAGAGAGAGAAAGAGAAGCGGUGCUCCGGCAGAGCUGCUGCGACUGUCGCAUCCUGUGAUCCGAGAGCAGAGAGGGGAGGUCUUUGUCUGGGAGCACAGCCAGCAGGAGAGCACAUCACUCGGAGCUCCGCAGGGUUUUUUCAUUUCAUCUCCAGGGGGAUUACAGUCUUUGAGGCGGAGGCAGCAAUCAUUCGGUCAGGGUGUUUACAUCGGAACCUUGCCCACACAGUGGAAGUUAUCUGGAGGACCUGUGGGGGACGCGCCGCCGAGCGCGCAACAGCGCUCCCAUGUUGGUGUUGCUCAAAAACGGAUGGGUCCGAUUGGAAUUGCAUUUACAUUAUUUUUUUUAAGGUCGGAUCUACAUGUUUUCGCAAAAGUUUUUUUUUAAUAAAUCUUCUGCCCCGCAGCUUUGCUCCACAUCGCUCAGCAUGUUCGGAUAGUGCGUAAUUAUUGUUUUCCUGGGCCUUUUACCCACUGGCGUCACAGGUAGGGUACUUUAUAUAUCCAGGCUACACCACCUCCGAUGACAACACAUUACCACACAGAGUGAAAGGUGACAGCUCGUGUUCUGGUCCCGGGCUGCAGCCUCUUUAAAACAAAACAAAGAGAAAGACACUUCGCGUCCAUCAUGGAUGAUGCUGGAGGGAUACAUCUAUGCACCUGGAAUAAGGCGUCCAAAAGCAGCACGCGGCGGGACGUCCUGACAACAUACCUUGGGGUUUUUGUCAUGCUUCAUCUCGUGCUGCACACGGAAGCGUCCUCGGUGUCCAAGUCUUGUGAUAAAAACUGUUUUUCAGGGAAGUGCAUCAACGGGACGUGCGUGUGUGACCACGGGUGGGUCGGGGAUCAGUGCCAGCAUUGCCAGGGGAGAUUCAAGUUAACAGACCUGUCUGGCUCUCUCACAGAUGGACCAGUGAACUAUAAGUACAAGACCAAAUGCACUUGGCUAAUAGAAGGAUAUCCUAAUGCAGUGCUCCGGCUGCGCUUCAAUCACUUUGCCACCGAGUGCAGCUGGGACCACAUGUACGUCUACGACGGAGACUCCAUUUACGCCCCUCUGAUUGCUGUCUACAGUGGUCUAGUGGUAGCGGAGACCAGGGCUAAUGAGACAGUCCCGGAGGUAGUGACGACGUCCGGCUACGCUCUGCUCCACUUCUUCAGCGAUGCUGCCUACAACCUGACCGGCUUCAGCAUCGCCUACUCGAUGAACUCGUGUCCCAACAACUGUUCGGGCCACGGCCGCUGUAGCACAGCCAACUCGGUCUCGGGCCGCGUGUACUGUGAGUGCGAUGAGUACUGGAAAGGAGACGCCUGCGACAUCCCGUACUGCAGGGACAACUGUGGCAGCCCGGGCCACGGAUACUGCGACCUGACCGGAGAGAAGCUCUGCGUCUGCAACGACAGCUGGCAAGGUCCAGACUGCUCUCUGUCCGUUCCCUCCACUGAGGCAUUCUGGGUGCUGCCGAGCGUCAAACCGUCGGCUCAGUCCCUGGGCCGGGCGUCCCAACAGGCUCUGGUGCACUCUGGGCUGAUGUGGGUGGUGGGAGGAUACUCUUUCAACUACUCCAACUACCACAUGGUCCUCAACUACAACCUGGAGAGCGGUACGUGGGACGUGGUGCCCGUCAGCAGCGGCCCCCUCUACAGAUACGGCCACUCGUUGGCUCUGCACCAGGAUGACAUCUACAUGUUCGGUGGGAAGCUGGAGGCGAAAUCGGCCAACGUCACGGACGAGAUGUGGGUGUUCAACAUCCCCAGGCGCACCUGGUCACCACGGAAACCAGCCCCGCCUCCUCCCUACGCCCUGGAGGGGCACACGGCCCACGUGGUGGAGCUGGCCGACGGCGAGCCGGUGAUGCUGAUCUUCUUUGGCUACUCGCCGGUCUACAGCUACAGCAACAAAGUUCAGGAGUACAACAUCAGGUCUAACUCGUGGCAGGUCGUGUCUGCCGAAGGGGCCGUGGUCCAGGGCGGGUACGGCCACAGCAGCGUCUACGACGAGGCCAGCGGCUGCGUGUUUGUCCACGGCGGGUACAAGGCGCUGAGCAACAACAAAUACGGCCUGGUGGACCACAUGUACCGAUACCACGUCCACACCAAAACAUGGCUGAUCCUCGGGGAGAGUGGCGUAGCGCGGUACCUCCACUCUGCGGUGCUUCUGAGCGGCACAGUGCUGGUUUUCGGGGGAAACACCCACAACGACACGUCACUUAGUAACGGAGCCAAGUGCUUCUCUGCUGACUUCCUGGCGUACGAUAUAGCUUGUGAUGAAUGGACUGUCCUCCCCAGACCUGGGCUGCACCGGGACGCCAACCGCUUCGGACAUUCUGCCGUGGUUAGCAACGGCUCCAUGUACAUCUUUGGAGGGUUUUCAGGCCUCCUUCUGAACGAUGUGCUGGCCUACACCCCUCCGUCCUGCCAGGCCUUUUCUAACCCAGCUAAGUGUGCUGCUGCUGGGCCGGGCCUUCGCUGCCAUUGGGUCAAAAGUAGAUGUGUCCCCUGGGAGCCAAAAGAAGCCGAGCACAUUAUCCCUGCUCCUUUUUGCCCUGCGAGACCUGACAGCACAGACGAGCAGUGUUUUGGUUAGACUGCGCCCUGCACUGCCAACACACGGGGCUGUCAGUGGUGUGAGGACAGGAAGUGUAUAUCUGCAUCCAGUAACUGCACCGUGCUGACUCUGGAGCUGGCACAGCAGCAUGGCGGCGCUCUGUCUCUGUCUCGCCCACCAACCAUGUUGUCUGAACAUCAGCUGAGCUUGUGGAAGCAUGGAGCCAGAAGGCGGGGACAUUCGGUGAGAGACUCGUCCAGCUGUAAGCGCCGGGAGGAGCAGGAGUGUUUCAGACUGGCCAACUGCAGGAGCUGCUCCCUCAACGCCAACUGUCAGUGGGAGGCGCAGCAGCAGGAGUGCCAGGCGCUGCCCGGCCAGCCGUGUGGGGAAGGCUGGCACCAUGUCGGGGAGGCCUGCCUGAGGAUCAACUCCAGCAGUGAGAGCUAUGAUAACGCCCAGCACUACUGCAAAAACCUGGGAGGGAAUAUAGCCUCUUUACUCACAGACAAACAAGUCAGUUUCGUUCUGGAAGAGCUCCAAAAAUACCAGCUGCAAGACAAGAAUUUAUCUCCCUGGGUUGGCUUGAGGAAGAUCAACGUGUCGUACUGGGGCUGGGAGGACGCGUCACCCUUCACCAACACCAGCCUGCGAUGGUUACCCGGAGAGCCCAGCGACUCGGGCUUCUGUGCCUACCUGGAGCGGGCGCAGGUGGCUGGUCUUAAAGCCAACCCCUGCACGGCCACCACCGACGGCCUGAUCUGUGAAAAACCUGCCGGGAGUCCACAGAGUCAAAGUGCUCGUCCCUGUAGGACGCCCUGCUCUCUGCGCACCAGCUGCGCCAACUGCACCAGCCAGGCCAUGGAGUGCAUGUGGUGCAGCAGUACGCAGCGCUGUGUCGACUCCUCGGCGUACGUCAUCUCCUUCCCCUACGGACAGUGUCUGGAGUGGCAGACCCAGGACUGUGCUGCCCAGAACUGUUCCGGUCUGAGGACAUGUGCCGAGUGUUUGGAGAGGACGGAGUGCGGCUGGUGCGGUGAUCCCAGUAACACUGGCAGGGGUGUCUGCAUGGAGGGGUCCUACCGAGGCCCUCUGAAGCCCGCAAUCGCCAGGGCUGGGCCCCGAGACCGAGACAGACUACGAGACAGGGACAUGGUGCUGGAUCAGAGCCUCUGCUCGUCUGAUCGAGGCUACAACUGGGCCUUCAUCCAAUGUCCCGCGUGUCAGUGUAAUGGUCACAGCAGGUGUGUGAACGGCAGUGUGUGUGAGCACUGUGGGAACCUGACAGCAGGGAUGCACUGCCAGAGCUGCAUGCCCGGUUACUAUGGCGACCCCACCAACGGAGGAAAGUGCAACGCAUGCAAGUGUAACAGCCAUGCCAGCGUGUGCCACGUCAACACAGGGAAGUGCUUCUGUACCACCAAGGGCAUCAAGGGAGACCAGUGUCAGCUAUGUGACUCAGAGAACCGUUACCUUGGUAACCCUCUCAGAGGAACAUGUUAUUACAACCUGUUGAUCGAUUACCAGUUUACCUUCAGUUUGCUUCAGGAAGAUGACCGCCACUACACCAGCAUCAACUUCAUGGCUACACCUGAACAGGCCAACAAGAACCUCGACAUGUCCAUCAAUGCCUCGAACAACUUCAACCUCAACAUCACUUGGUCCUUAAGCUCAACAGCUGGCACCAUCUCAGGGGAGGAGAUGCCCAUCAUCGCGAGGACCAACAUCAAGGAGCACCGGGACAGUUUCUCGUGUGAAAAGUUCAACUUCAGACUUCACCACAACAUCACCUUCUACGUCUAUAUGUCCAACUUCAGCUGGCCAAUCAAGAUCCAGAUUGCUUUCUCUCAGCACAACAGCAUCAUGGACCUUGUGCAGUUCUUUGUCACCUUCUUCAGCUGUUUCCUGUCCCUGUUACUGGUCGCGGCUGUGGUUUGGAAAGUCAAACAGACCUGCUGGGCGUCACGACGUAGAGAGCAGCUGAUGAGAGAGCGACAGCAGAUGGCCAGUCGUCCCUUUGCUUCGGUUGCCGUAGCGCUGGAUGUGGGCGGUGACCAAGAGGAGCUGUUACAGGCGGUGCCAAAGCCUAGCAUGGAGCCAUGUUGGGGGAGCAGAGCAGGUGUUCUGACGGUGCUGCUGUAUCUGCCCAGAGUCCCAUCUGGAAUACCUCCGCCAGGACAGGCUGGUAUUGCUAUAGCCAGUGCUCUGGUCGACACAUCACAACAGCGGGUAAUGGACUUCAAAGAAAGAGGCCUUGGUCUGAAGCACCGCAAACACACCGUGCUCCAUCAAGGGACCUGUGUAUGAACUGAAUUCCCUCAACGAGGUAACAAGAUAGCCAUCGUGCCCCCAGGGAAUUUCACUGAAGAUAUUCUCAUGGACUUUAGAACAUUUUUUACGAAAUUGGGUCCUUUGGAUGGUCUUUGAUAGUGGCUUGGAAAUCCACCAUCUCAUCAACAGGCACCAAAACUGGGAAAAAUGGCACUCAUGGUCCCUUUUUCCCCACAUCAAACAGAAAACUUCUUCCUCAACGUGCUCUUCUCGUCCCUUGUGUGUAUAUGUUGGUCCUGAUGGGCCGAGAAAACAAGAAUUGGAAACCUGCAGAUUGACAGAGAAAAUGUGUUUUUUCCACCACAGCUUUGGUUAGACAUUAACUAUGAAUACUGGCAGACUUUUCCACUUCUGUGCGGCACUGCAUCUCUAGGGCUUUACUUUUCUGUCAUGCAGUCUGGCAUAUUGACAGAAGAAAAAAACACUUGUUUUACACCAUUAAACCAGAGCUUUGAGCUUCUGUGAAAGAUAUUGAGCUGAAAUUAACUGAGCUGAAAUAAAGUCCUCCUGACUUAAAAUCCCACUCGGACUCCGGAGAGACGCUGGAAAGAACAACAUGGACCUAACGAGAUCAAUGCAAAAGACCGUUGCGGGCGGUGUUGUGUGACAAGGGUUUGCUUGAGGAGAAAGUCUCCUCUGGGAAUUUUAAAGACUACUACUGUUGAGAUGUUGAAGAAUGAAGAUCAUUGGAUGUAACUGUUGCGAUUUAUACUUUAUGAAAUACUUGUAAUUCUUGUUUUUCCCUGCACCAACAUUUGCAGUUCUGCAUUUUGAUAUCUGCUUAGGUCCUCGGUCAUGGAAACAGGUCUGUUAUCUGUAGAUGUGGGCCUUAAACAGAUCUGUAUAUGCACUAUAAGUGAAAUGCUUUACCAGUACAUUAGGACCCGCUGUGGGAUAAUAUUAUGCAACUGAUCAUCCAAACGUAAUGUUUAUUCUGGGCUGCAAUGUAACAUCAAGGUCAGUAUCAUCAAACACAUACUACUGAUGGUAAUUAUAUGCCUAUUAAUUCAGUUAUAACUGUGAAGAUACAUCUUUUCUCAUGACCUCCAGUAAAUUCCAUGCCUGUUUACUUGUGAUACUAACUUUUAUGUAACAUAUCUCCUUCUGUAAUAUUUAUUAAUUAUGCAAAUUUGUUAAAAGAAAACAAUUUUACAAAUGCACUAAGGAUUUAAAAAAAAAAAAAAACUAAAUAGAUUUUACAAAGCAAUUCUGUCCAGUAUUCCUUUUUUUGCUUGUACCUUCAGUUUCUUUUCAUUUCCAAAUAUAUAUUUUACGCAGCAAGUUUUGAGUAAUGGCAAAACGUUUUUCCCUUCACCAAUCGUGUUAAAACCAUCAUCAAAUAUUGUAAAGUCACUUUUAUUAACUGCACACACACAGAAGAGGAACAUUACCAUUCAAAUGUUUGGAAUCUCCUGCUGUAACAGCUUGAUUGGGUCCAGUCAGAUGUCUGAGAGGAAUACUCUAUAUGUUUUAAUGAUCUUUCAUGCUUUUAGGUUGUAAAAAGUCCUCUUUCUUGAAUAAGAAUAGAAAAAAAAAUCAGCCGUCAUUGGUAAAAGACCUGGAAGCUUAGCAUCAAAAUGUGUGUACACUAAAAUAUAAAAUAGGUUCCUGUUUUAGUGUCAAGUGCACAAUAAUGCUGCCUACAACAAUCUGGACUUACACAGCAACUUGUUGCUUUAGCAAAGCUCGUCUUCAAACUUCACACUAGAAACAAUGUUAGUCUGGGGUUAGCACUGUUGGAAUAUCAGCUGAACAUGUUACUGCCAAAUCACUGUUCACUUACGCUUUUCUGGACUGGAAAA